GAGUGUGAAACGUACACGGAAGUCGCGCGCGCACUCAAAUAGAAAUGAGCUGCUGGAGGAGCAGACUAAACCGCAAGUGUGUCUAUCUGCGGACGUGAUGGAGGGCGGGAGAACGGACAUGGUCCACGAAGACAACGGAGCGCACGCCGAGGACGAGGAUUGUUUUGAGGAUGCUUACGACCACAUUCCUGCGGCCUGUCACAUGGACCUACAGUCUGCCAUCCAGGAGACUCAAUGUGCCCUCAACUUGGUCCUCAACGACAAGUUCUCAGAAGCUUUGAACCUCCUGAAGCCAUGGUGGCGAGACAGCAUGUACCACGCAUUAGGCUACAGCAGCAUCUUGGUGAUGCAGGCCGCCAUGACUUUUGAGCACACAGACAUCCAAAUCGCCAUGGCGACAAUCAAGGAGGCGUUACACACUUGUCAAAGAUUUCGCAAGAAGACCUCAAUGGUUGGUUCCCUGGCCGGUCUGAUCAGCAAGCAGUCCCACUUCCAGGAAGAGGAGAUGCACGCUGAGCUCUGCUAUGCCGAGUGUUUGCUGCAAAAAGCCACGCUGACCUUCGUGCAGGACGAGAACAUGAUCAGUUUCAUCAAAGGUGGCAUCAAGAUAAGAACCAGCUACCAAAUUUACAAGGACUGUCUCAACGUGCUGAACGUUGCUCAGGACCUAAGUGGCCAAUCAGAUUCACUCAGGCAGUUUGAAGGCGGAGUCAAGCUGGGUAUUGGCUCUUUCAACCUGAUGUUGUCACUUCUGCCGCAGAGGAUCCUGAGAUUACUGGAGUUCAUGGGCUUCUCUGGAAACAGGAACUUUGGGUUGUCCCAACUGAGAGACGGAACGUCCAUCUGUGGUUUGCGCUCCAUUCUGUGUACCCUCACACUGCUCUUCUACCACACUUAUGUCUGCCUGGUCCUGGGAAGCGGCGAGGGAAACCUGGUGGAGGCGGAGGCUUUGCUGGAGCCUUACCUUCACAAGUACCCUAAAGGCUCCAUCAUCCAGUUCUACUCAGCUCGGCUGGCCGCGCUGCGAGGACACUUGGAGAAGGCGUGCGUGGGGUACAAGGAGUGUGUGAGCAGCCAGCAAGAGUGGAAGCAGAUCCACCACUUGUGCUACUGGGAGCUCAUGUGGACGCACUCAUACCAGCAGGACUGGCUACAGGCGUAUCGCUACGCCGACAUGUUGUGUCGUGAGAGCCGCUGGUCCAAGGCCAUCUACGUGUACCAGAAGGCCGCCAUCCUCAGCAUGAUGUCAGCGGAUGACCUGAAGAAUAGCGGCGAGGACAUAGUGGAGCUCUUCAGGCAGGUAGAGGGGCUCAAGCAGCGCCUCGCAGGGAAGUCCAUCCCCACAGAGAAGUUUGCAGUGAGGAAGUCUCGCCGCUACAAGGCCGCUACGCCAGUCCCGCUGGUGCUUCCUGCUCUGGAGAUGAUGUAUGUUUGGAACGGCUUCGCCAUCGUGGGAAGGAGGGCGGACUACACUGAGGCGCUACUGGUUACCAUAGAGACGGCGGAGGAGCAGCUCAAACGUGACUCCCAGGUGUCAGAGUUCCACAUGGAUGACAGCUGUCUGGUCCAGAUGCUGAAGGGUCUUUGUCUCAAACAUCUGGACCGCCCUCUGCAGGCAGAACUCUGCUUCACACAGGUCCUGACCAGUGAAAGUCGCAUCCGCUACGAUCAUUACCUGGUUCCCUUCACGCUGUACGAGCUGGGUCUGCUCUACCAGAAACAAGGUGAUGUGAGCAAGGCCGCCGUCUUCAUGGAAAACGCCAAGACUAAAUACAAGGACUACUCUAUGGAGUCCAGACUGCACUUCAGGAUCCACGCUGCCCUCCACAGUCUCAAAGGCUCACCUGCUGCUGCCGCCACCCCAUAAUAGUCACCGCCCACAGUUGCCAAGGUGUGCGUGUGUGUGUCUGUAUGUUUUUGUUGUCUUUUCUUCCUGUGCUGUUCAUCAAUCACACACAUACUUUGAUUUGAUUAGCAGCCAUGUCACAUUAUGGCUGCACCUAGGAACAGUCUGUCCAGUUUAGUCUCCACGGUAACAGCAAGCACUUUGUACCUUUUUUUACUUCAAAAGUGUCUUUUCUUUCAUCCUUCUACCUCUUUAUGUAGGAUUUCCUCUGUUAAUAUUAUUUGUAAUAUUGUUAUUGUUUGGCCUUAUUUAAAAAUGACCAAAGUUUAGAUUCUUAUUUUGGGUGCAUUGAAAGCCUUAAAAAGCCAACCAGACAAAAAUCACCUGAUUGUAUGUUCCUUGAAACACUCCAUCAUUCAUUCUUUUGUUCAUUAAUGUAUCAAUAUGUUUGUUCAUUAAUGUAUUAAUUUGUUUGUUCCUUAAAAGGGGUAUUUUCCUAUUUAUAACUUUUUGGAUAUAUGGUAUAGAGUUCAAAUAUUGGAAUCUUGUUGUAUAUGAUGUGGAAAUAGCAUAUGAUGAGCUUGGUGGCUCCCAGGAAGUUUUUACUUCGUUUUUUGCGUAUUUAUACCGGAGUAGAGCAGCAAUAGGAACAUUUUUGUUUUUCUGAGAGCUAAUGACCUAAAAAAAAAAAAACUGUAGGGGUGGUCUGUGAAACGUUGGACCAAGAGAAAAAAGCAGAUUUGUGGAGUAUUUACACAAGCAGUAGGAAAUGGAUGGAUUCUAAUAAAUUAAACUUAGGAUCCAAUAUUAAAAUCCCAUGAAUUUGGUGGGAAAGGCCCCUUUUAUUUAACUCACUAAUGCCAUUCAUUCAUUGAUGAAUUAAUUGAUUUAUUCACAAAAUGAAGCAUUAGCUGCGAAUGCUAUCAACCACCAAGCUAAUGCUGUAACUAAAAAAAACUAAUGUUUUUAAUGUUGUUGUUUUUUUCACAUUGUUUGGCAAUUGUUUAUUACAUUUUGCUGAGUCAGUUGUGACGCUCAACUCAUUCUGUUUCCUAAGUGGGUGCUAAACCGCAAAAGUAAGCUCAUAGUAAACUGCUCUCAUUUUUAAAAAAAACUAAAUCUAACGUGGUUUCAUUGAAAUGUUGUACAAAAGAAGCAAAUAUAGAAUGUUUUACAGUCGAUUCUCAGUUUUCACAAAUGGCGAAAGUCUGUGAACAAGUGAGACGCCCAUAAAAAUGUAUAUUGUUGACGUACAGCUCACAAUGAAAGUUUAAUGCCCUAAAUAUGUCACACACAUUCAUUUUAAAGUAUAAAUGCACAGGUACUCUUUACUAUUACUUGAUAAUUUGAGAUUAUGAAUGAAAAUAGAUUGAUUGUGUCUUUUUAUGCAACGUACAAAAAAAGGGUUUGCAACCCCCAAAAAUGUAUUUAGAAUUAAAAAAAUAAACAUUUUUUUAAAUAAUAAAAAAAACAAAAACGUUUGCAUUUAAUUUGGGUUGCAAAUCUUUUUUUGGUUGCAAAUCAUUUGGAGGAAAAAAAUACCAAAGACAAGGGAUGGAUGGUACUGACCAAUUAAAAAAAAAAAAGCAUUCAAAAUAUUGUUCAGAAGAGGUGUGGCCUACAAGACUAAAGUUUUGUUGCAACCGAAAAAAUAAUUUUGCAACCAAAAAAAAUCUUUUUAUCCGCAAAAAAAAUAUUUGCAACCAAAAGUUUUGUUUGAAAGAAUAUAGAGUAUAUAUUUUCUUAAUUUGAAUUACAUUUUUUGGUUGCAGUUUGUUAUAUUCUAUUUUUUGCAAACCCAUUUUUGUUUGGUUGCAAAAAAGACAAAGUUUUCUCUCCAUAAAUAAACAGAUGGAUUAUUAAGCUCUACAAGCGUCACUUUUACUUGUUGCAUUUAAAGACCAUCGAACCAUUUGGGACAUCUCAAUGCAUAGCAAUCAUGGUCAGUGAAGCAUUAACAAGUAGUAACGUGCAAAAAAGUGUGUGCGGGGAAACAUGUAUACUGUACAUUUUACCUGUAUUGUCAAAUAUUGGAUUACCGCAAAAGAUUGAAUGAUGUGUUUUCUGCGAGGGGAAAAAAGCAUGUUUUCUAAGUGUAGAAAUGUAUUAAUUCAUUUAAAAAUCCGUCAAGUUUCAGGGUUGCAAAUGCUAAACUGCAAAUGUGCAGGGAGCUGCUGUGAUGUUUCAAAGUGUGCAAUAGAUACUAAAAGCCAUAUUUUUUCAGCUUUAUGCAUGAAUGGACAGAAAAGGCACCUUCUUUUUUAUUUAUGCUCAUUUUUUCAGUCCUUCUGUGUCUCUGGAUGUUAUUAAAUGUCUGAAAUGUCUUAUUAAAUUCACGUCCAACAUUU
Messenger RNA from Nerophis ophidion (straightnose pipefish), 4194 nucleotides. Its product is annotated as tetratricopeptide repeat protein 39B. NCBI's taxonomy places the organism in Eukaryota, Metazoa, Chordata, Actinopteri, Syngnathiformes, Syngnathidae. Bases 98 to 1867 code for a protein of 589 amino acids. The transcript has 19 exons. Gene Ontology annotation, molecular function: protein binding. The record is from RefSeq and is a predicted model, not a curated record.